This is a messenger RNA of Lagenorhynchus albirostris (white-beaked dolphin), 4492 nucleotides long. RefSeq names its product protein phosphatase 1 regulatory subunit 13B (gene PPP1R13B). Lineage: Eukaryota; Metazoa; Chordata; Mammalia; Artiodactyla; Delphinidae. The record is from RefSeq and is a predicted model, not a curated record. The coding region runs from base 254 to 3481 and encodes 1075 amino acids. Gene Ontology annotation, biological process: apoptotic process; negative regulation of cell cycle; regulation of apoptotic process. Gene Ontology annotation, cellular component: nucleus. The transcript is spliced from 17 exons. Gene Ontology annotation, molecular function: p53 binding; transcription factor binding.
GCUGGCGGCGGGAGGCGGUCGGGCGGAGGUGGUGGCGACAACGACCGGUCCUGAGACAGCGACGCAGCGAGCCGGCGGCCACGACAGGGCCGGCCAGGCUCCGCAGCCCGCUGCAGCCGCCGCCUCGCCGUGAGGGCCCGAGAGCGCGGCGGCGGGCGCGCGGCCUGUGAAGGCGGCCGGAGCGGCGGGCGCGGCGCGGCGCGACGCCGAGCGUCCUGUCAGGCGGCGGAGGGCGCCGCGGACCCGCGCCGCGAUGAUGCCGAUGAUAUUAACCGUGUUCUUGAGCAACAAUGAACAGAUUUUAACAGAAGUUCCCAUAACACCAGAAACAACAUGUCGGGAUGUUGUAGAAUUUUGCAAGGAACCUGGAGAAGGCAGUUGCCAUUUAGCUGAAGUGUGGAGAGGAAAUGAGCGUCCCAUACCCUUUGAUUAUAUGAUGUAUGAACAUCUUCAGAAGUGGGGGCCACGAAGGGAAGAAGUGAAAUUUUUUCUUCGACAUGAAGAUUCCCCAACCGAGAGCAGUGAACAAGGUGGCCAUCAGACCCAAGAGCAAAGAACUCAGAGAAAUGUAAUAAAUGUACCUGGAGAAAAACGCACUGAAAAUGGGAUUGGAAAUCCACGUGUCGAACUUACCCUCUCAGAACUCCAAGAUAUGGCAGCUAGGCAACAACAGCAAAUUGAAAACCAGCAGCAAAUGUUGGUUGCCAAGGAACAGCGUUUACAUUUUCUAAAGCAACAGGAGCGCCGUCAGCAGCAGUCUAUUUCUGAAAAUGAAAAGCUUCAGAAAUUGAAAGAAAGAGUUGAAGCCCAGGAAAAUAAACUGAAGAAGAUCCGUGCCAUGAGAGGACAAGUAGACUACAGCAAAAUCAUGAAUGGCAAUCUGUCUGCCGAAAUAGAAAGGUUCAGUGCCAUGUUCCAGGAAAAGAAGCAAGAAGUACAGACUGCAAUUUUAAGAGUUGAUCAGCUCAGUCAGCAAUUGGAAGAUUUAAAGAAGGGAAAACUGAAUGGGUUCCAGUCUUACAAUGGCAAACUGACAGGACCAGCAGCAGUGGAGCUGAAAAGACUGUACCAAGAGCUACAGAUUCGUAAUCAGCUCAACCAGGAGCAGAAUUCAAAGCUCCAGCAGCAGAAGGAGCUCUUGAAUAAGCGCAACAUGGAGGUGGCCGUGAUGGACAAGCGGAUCAACGAACUGCGUGAACGUCUUUAUGGGAAAAAAAUUCAGCUGAGCCGUGUGAAUGGCACGUCGUCGCCACAGUCACCCCUGAGCACGCCUGGCAGGGUCGCUGCGGUGGGGCCUUACAUCCAGGUUCCCAGCACCGGCAGCUAUCCUGCCCCCGGAGACCCCAUAAAGCCCCAGUCUCUCACUAUCGCCUCAAGUGCUGCCCACGGAAGAUCCAAAUCCGCCAAUGAUGGAAACCGGCCAACAUUAAAACAAAAUUCUAGCUCUUUGGUGAAACCGACGCAGAUCGCCAGUGUGGACUGGAAGGACCCGAACGUGGAGGGGCCGCUCAAGCAGGGGGCCGUCUCGAGCCAGCCUACGCCCUUGUCAGCCUUGGGAGCCCCGGAGAAGCUGGGCAUCGAGAUUGGUAAAGUGCCACCUCCCAUCCCUGGUGUCGGCAAGCAGCUGCCCCCAAGCUAUGGGACGUACCCAAGCCCUGCGCCCGCGGGCCCAGGCUCGACAAACUCCCUGGAGAGGAGGAAGGAGGGCAGCUUGCCCAGGCCCAGCGCAGGCCUGCCCAGUCGGCAGAAACCUGCACCGCUGCCCCCUGCGGCUGGCCCCCACCAGCCAGGGUCCUCCCAGCAGAUUCAGCAGAGGAUUUCUGUGCCACCAAGUCCCACGUACCCACCGGCGGGGCUGCCUGCCUUUCCAGCUGGCGACGGCAAACCUGAACUCCCACUGACUGUGGCCAUUAGGCCCUUUCUGGCUGAUAAAGGGUCAAGGCCACAAUCCCCCAGGAAAGGACCACAGACAGUGAAUUCAAGUUCCAUAUACUCCAUGUACCUCCAGCAAGCCACGCCACCUAAGAAGUACCAGCCAGCGGCACACAGCACCUUAAAUAAGUCGGUUAAAGCAGUGUACGGUAAACCCGUUCUGCCCUCCGGCUCCACAUCCCCGUCGCCGCUACCGUUUCUUCAUGGGUCGCUGGCCACAAGCGCCUCGCAUCCCCUGCCGCCUUCAGAAAGUGCUGAGAAGGAGCCAGAGCAGGACAGCCCUGCCGCCCCCGGAGACGGGGCCGCCGUGGAGAGCCUGCCGCGGCCGCUCAGCCCCACCAAGCUCACGCCCAUUGUGCACUCGCCGUUGCGCUACCAGAGCGAUGCUGACCUGGAGGCCCUGCGCAGGAAGCUGGCCAACGCGCCCCGGCCCCUGAAGAAGCGCGGCUCCAUCACGGAGCCAGAGGGCCCCGGCGGGCCCAACAUCCAGAAGCUGCUGUAUCAGCGCUUCAACACCCUGGCUGGGGGCAUGGAGGGCACCCCCUUCUACCAGCCCAGCCCCUCGCGGGACUUCCUGGGCUCCUUAGCCGAUGUGGACAAUGGGAACACUGCUGCCAACGGGAACCUGGGCGAGGCCGGCCCCACCCUGCCCACGGCCCCGCUCCCGGCCGAGCCUGCCCCCACCUCGGAUGCCAAUGACAACCGGCUCCCUUCCCCCGAACCGGAGGGGCCUAUCUGUCCCCUGGAAACCCACCAAACGGCUGAGCCUGCCGAGGACGACAACAACAACGUGGCCGCGGCCCCGCCCACUGAGCCGCCGCUCCCCCCAUCGCUUCCCCCCACCGCGCCCCCGCCGGCGGCCCCUACGAGCAAACGGACCAACCUGAAGAAGCCCAACUCGGAGAGGACGGGGCACGGGCUGAGGGUCCGCUUCAACCCGCUGGCGCUUCUCCUUGACGCCUCCCUGGAGGGGGAGUUCGACCUGGUGCAGAGGAUCAUCUACGAGGUGGAGGACCCCAGCAAGCCCAACGACGAGGGCAUCACCCCGCUGCACAACGCCGUCUGUGCCGGGCACCACCAGAUUGUGAAGUUCCUGCUGGAUUUCGGGGUCAACGUGAAUGCCGCCGACAGCGACGGCUGGACGCCGCUGCACUGCGCUGCUUCCUGCAACAGCGUCCACCUCUGCAAACAGCUGGUGGAGAGCGGCGCCGCCAUCUUUGCCUCCACCAUCAGCGACGUUGAGACUGCUGCGGACAAGUGCGAAGAGGCGGAGGAAGGCUACCCCCAGUGCUCCCAGUUCUUACACGGGGUGCAGGAGAAGUUGGGCGUGAUGAACAAAGGCGUGGUGUAUGCUCUGUGGGCUUACGAGGCCCAGAACAGUGACGAGCUGUCCUUCCACGAAGGGGAUGCCCUCACCAUCCUGAGGCGCAAGGACGAAAGCGAGACGGACUGGUGGUGGGCUCGCUUUGGGGACCGGGAGGGCUAUGUGCCCAAAACCCUGCUGGGGUUGUACCCACGGAUCAAACCCCGACAGCGAACACUGGCCUGAACUUCCCUUGGGAGCACCGCACGGGCUUUCCAGCGACGAGGAGCCACUGAAGAGAUGAUUCUGCCAUUUCCCUGGGAAGCUGAAGCUAGAAAUGGCUUUACUGGUGCUCCCUUUAUCAGACAGCGUCCACAAUGUGAAAGCCCGGCAGGUUCUAGGUGAGGCCCUUUCUCUGGUCUGCCCGCAGCUGGGAGAGAGACAUUCGCCUCCAGGAAGACCGACUUUUGCCAGUUACUGUAAAUCCAAAUAAAUACCCAGCUUUCUAAACAACUGUCCCUGUUGCCAGUAAGAAGCCCUGUAAUUAACCCCUGGUCGGUUGCCAAGGAAGACGAAUGCUGUCACACACUUGGGCCCCAAGGCCGUCGUUCCUCAUUCCCGGUGUCACCCCAGCCCCAACAAUGAAAACUUGCAGCUGCCGUGAGGUGCGUCCCCUCGCUAGAGCCCUGCCCUCCCGUUUACUAGAAAUCACAGAAACCCGGGCACCUUUUUCAUCCUCACCACAUGCGUUUCUUCAUCACCAAACGAGGCCCUGUGUGGAGACUUCUGUCCAGCAGUGGUGCCUGGUGUGUGGGCUCCACUUCCUGUUCCAGGCCUCGGUCUAGGUCACCGACAGGCCGUGGAUGCGAGGGACCUUAAAAUCAAGUGACACGUGGUCAGGAGUCUCAGCACAGCACUGCCUUCUCUGCAGCCUUGUGCUGCCCCGGUGUGGUCCCCACCCCUCCCAGCGUGGCCGUGCAGCCCACGGGCCAGGAGGCGGUGGACGCAGGGACGCCUGCAAAGUCACGGGGGCAGCUAUGGGGGUGGGAGGGCAGGGGCCCCAGCUCCCCGGUCCCAGCCAUGACACCAUAACCUGCCUGGUUCCAGACUUGAAGCAAGUAAGGCGCUUCCCUGAAGCGUCAACUGUACGUACAGGCUUUUAUAUACCAAAACUAUUUUUUGACUAAACCACUCGAAACUGUCAGAACCACGUUGGAAAUGUUUUUUUCUCUCAUUAAAAUCCAGGCCCUGAGCUUA